UCCCUGCCGGUGGAUCAACUCAACGCACAUGAAACCCACGUCAUCAGCCACAUCAAUGAGCAAGUAGCUAUGUCCGACACCCGCCAAGCAGGAAUGGCAAUCUGAUGCUGUGCAUUCAUGGAAAAAGCACUAUCCUCGGCCAUCUCGCGAAAUCGUCACGCGGACGUAUCGCGAUUCCAUCAACAACAUACCGGGGUUAUCCGUCUGCUACCAAGACGGACACAUACUGCGUGCUGAAAUGCAAGCAUGAACUUUAUGCCUGCUGAGAACUCGCCGCCAAACUACCACUUCCCGCGUGUAGCCAAUGUCCACACUACGAAGCCAAAGUCGCGACGUCCAUGCGAUCCCUGUCGACGACGGAAGUCACGUUGCGAAAUAUCAGACAGCGGACCACCAUGCGUCCUUUGUCAAUUCCAUGAUCAAGAAUGCACCUUCAAUGAAAAUCCACUACCACGGAAACGCCGUGCCGUGGCUAUCGACGAGGUCUCUGAGCCUACCGAAACGAGCCGUGGUCAACUACCUCUUGCAAAAGACUACAGGAGUAGCAUUGCCCCAUCUACAUCACCUCAGGAUACUACAGCCAUAAUCCGGCAGGAUCCGCCAAUCGAUGACUAUGCAAACUUACACGGCCCUUCGCUCUUGAAGAAGACGCUGGGCUUGCAAACUAGCCGGCACAGUCGUCUUGUCGGCUCCACUUCGGAGUACGAACGUCUUUUAUUGGCACUUGAGCCAGUUCAACUCGCUGGCAGUGCUGAUACUUUGGCUGGCCAUCCAAAGUUACGAAAAGUAGAUGAUGCUCAUGCAACGACAUUCGUCUCAUCACCCGAUGCCGGCACACUCAAUAGUCAAGGCGACAUUCCGGAUCUCGACGCCAUCGAGAUAGCCGUUGCACCACAUGGCGCUGCGUUGAUACGUCUCUUCUUUCGGAUUGUACAUCCUAGCUUCCCGAUUCUGCAUAAGAAAGUGUUCCUUGAGAAGUACGAGCGGACUCAUCGAGAAUUCUCGCCGCCGCUAUUAGCUGCAGUUUAUCUCCUAGCCCUCAACUGGUGGUCCUAUUCCAGCGAACUAGCACUGCAACCAAAGCCAGACGUCUCGCAUCUAGAGUCACUAACGAUGAGAUCUUUCAGCAACAUCAUUCAUAGGCCUAAGCUUUCGACUAUACAGGCAGGACUGCUGCUUCUUCAGCGACCAGAGGGCAACAGCUGGGCGUUGACAUGUCAACUGGUCGGGCUAGCGCAGGAUAUGGGACUUCAGCUUGACUGUACAACAUGGCACAUCCCCAUUUGGGAGUGCGGCCUUCGUAAACGUUUGGCUUGGGCUGUAUUCAUGCAGGAUAAAUGGGGUGCACUGGUGCACGGUCGCCCCUCGCACAUUACGCCGAUGGAUUGGGAUGUACAACCUCUGACUGUAGAUGACUUCCCAGAGAGUGCUGCUGAUGAGGAUGACGAAGACGGGAGUACUGAAGUGGAGAAAGGUCGAGUCUUGUUCUGCUAUAUGGUAGAGCUUACACAGAUCUUGGCGCAGAUCCUAUCGACUUUCUACACACUAAAGGCAGAACGUGACUUCGCCAGCAGUGCGCACGAGAGCGUUCGAUCGUUGCUCAAUGCAGCGAAGCCUUUGCAGCUCACACUACGCCAAUGGUAUGCCAACAUGCCAGCUGCGCUAAAAGUGCAGGACAUAGCUGCAAGGAAGCUCUCCAGCGUCGGCUAUCUCCAUCUUGGCUACUACGCAGUCGAAAUGACGCUUCACCGACGCAUUAUCCGCUCAUUAUCUCCAGCAGACGACCCCGAACUCCACACCAUAUGCCGACAAGCAGCGCAGAUUCGGCUCACAUCUGCCAUGAGCUUCGUGCAAUCUCUCCGACCCGAACACUUCCAAUCCUUUUGGUAUUCCUCGUCCACCUACAACUUCAUACUUAUUGGGUCUUUCAUCUCGCUUCUCUGGGUGACAUCUCCCGAUAGGGAAGAGACAGCCAGCUACCGGGGGCAUCUUGAUCAGUAUAGAUGGAUCAUACGCCUCUCAAGCAAGUCAGCAGACUUCCUCGAAAGAGCCCUCAUGUCACUGGAUGUGUCAACUAGUGCGCUAAUGAAAUCCAUUCCUGACGAUAUCGGCUCGGGUAGUACAAUGAUUGGUCGUCAGUCCAACAUGGGAUCAAGUCGCGAUGACGGUGCGCUUGUCCUUGAGGGCAACAGGUCCGUGCCUGUUUCCUUAACUCCUUCCGCUACCCAACCCGAUGGAGGAACACAUCAUACAUCACUGGAAGAGAUCGACAACGCUGAUCACUCGUGGUUUGAUGCGGCAGACGAGAGCAGCUUCGAUGGUGGGUACAACAUCCAUGACGUAACUUUGUUUGGGCGGUCGGAUGUGUCAUGAGACGCGAUCAACUACAGCAUUGAUGGAUCUAUCAUAUCAUUGCAAAAGCUCCCGACGAGCUAGAUAUAUGCAGAUCAUGGCUAAUGUUUGUGAGUUCAAGUGGCGCAGAAUGUUGUAGAGCAAGAAAGUCGACCUUCAUCCUCUUCUUCGGCGAGACGUUCUUACUAAACUGAGCACCUUCGUUUGGAGUAAUCUUUUGACCUGUCAGACGCGCCUGUAAUUGGUCUUGGCUCUAAGCCCUGC
Messenger RNA from Alternaria rosae, 2616 nucleotides. Its product is annotated as nitrogen regulatory protein OTam. Gene Ontology annotation, molecular function: zinc ion binding; DNA-binding transcription factor activity, RNA polymerase II-specific; DNA binding. Gene Ontology annotation, biological process: DNA-templated transcription. Gene Ontology annotation, cellular component: nucleus. The transcript has a single exon. Bases 247 to 2373 code for a protein of 708 amino acids. The record is from RefSeq and is a predicted model, not a curated record. Lineage: Eukaryota; Fungi; Ascomycota; Dothideomycetes; Pleosporales; Pleosporaceae.